CACAGUGAGCUGUCGAAUACAAAUUGAACAGCACUGUAGUUCGCAAAAGCACCGUUGCCAAAACAAUGCAAUUCUGUCACUGCCAGCCGGCUUAAAAUUGUCCAGCAGCAUAGAAAAUUGAUAGCGCUGUUAUCUAGGAGCGUUCCUCAAGCAUCCCAAUAUAGCGACAAGUGGACAAUACACUGUCUCUAUUGCUAUCGGAACACAGCGAUCACAGGGUCACGAGUUUUGUUCAGAGCACUGGUAUAAUAGCCGUUCAUCAUGGUGCAUAAACAUCAUGUCGCCGGAUACGAUGCAUUCGUUGCAUUCAUGAAAGACUUCAACGGAAACGGCGGUGCGAUCAAUAUUCUCUUCACCGGCGCAAAGCUCGAGAAUGGCUUGAGCUGGUGUGGCGACUGUGUCGAUGCGGCACCAUUUAUUGAGAAAGCGAUCGAAACGAACGCUCCGGAGAAUUCGCAUUUCAUCUACGUCGAUGUGGGCGAUCGUCCAACCUGGAAGGAUAUGAACAAUCCUUUCCGCAAGGACACCAACACGCAUCUGUCCGUCAUUCCGACCAUGAUCCGGUGGAAGCAGCCGCAGCGCCUCGAAGGCGAACAGUGCGGCAAGGCCGAUCUGCUGGAACUGUUCUUUUCGGAAGACGACUAAAGCGAUAUCGAGAAAAGGGAAUGACGAUCGAUGUGGAUUCUCUCUCUCUCUCGUGUUAAAAUAUGUAUAUUUUGUUCGCAAUAAAAUCGCACUCUUUUUACAGGGUU
Molecule: messenger RNA, 752 nt
Organism: Anopheles merus
Lineage: Eukaryota; Metazoa; Arthropoda; Insecta; Diptera; Culicidae
Product: thioredoxin domain-containing protein 17-like
Exons: 3
Coding region: 262-645 (127 amino acids)
Cellular component (GO): cytosol
Molecular function (GO): protein-disulfide reductase [NAD(P)H] activity
Source: RefSeq, a predicted model, not a curated record